GCGGAGUUGCGGGAGGAGGGAAGAAGAAGAGCAGGAGGAGGUGGGGUAGGAAAGCACCAAAGAGAAAGGAAAAGACCGGGUGCACAGAGGGACGGGGAGGCGGGGCCUGGGAAGCAGGCUCGCUGGGGAAGGAGGGCAGUGCUGGCAGCUGGAAGGCAGAGCCCCGCAGGGACCUCCGCAGACUCGGACCGCGGAAGGGGGGACCAGGCAGCGUAGCCAUGUUGGAUGCGUUGGGCUCCCUGGCGGCUGCCCUCUGGGCCGCGCUCCGUCCUGGCACUGUCCUGCUGGGGGCCGUUGUCUUUCUUUUCUUAGAUGAUUUUCUCAAAAGGCGGCGACCAAAGAACUACCCUCCAGGGCCCCCUCCCCUGCCCUUCGUAGGCAACUUCUUCCAACUGGACUUCGACAAGGCGUACCUGUCGCUUCAGCGGUUCGUGAAGAAAUAUGGAAAUGUUUUUAGCGUCGAUUUUGGUACAUUUCGUUCCGUUCUUAUAACUGGAUUGCCCUUAAUCAAAGAAGCCCUUGUCCACCAAGACCAAAACUUUGCCAACCGCCCCUUGAUCCCUAUUGAAAAACAUAUCUUUAACAAUAAAGGAUUGAUCAUGUCCGAUGGCCAUGUGUGGAAAGAACAAAGAAGAUUUGCUCUGACAACUCUGAGGAACUUUGGUUUAGGAAAGAAGAGCUUAGAGGAACACAUUCAGGAAGAGGCUGCCUACCUCAUCCAGGAAAUAGGAGAGGAGAACGGACAGCCUUUUGACCCUCACUUCACAAUCAACAAUGCCAUUUCCAAUAUUAUUUGCUCCAUCACCUUUGGGGAGCGGUUUGACUACCAGGAUGAUCAGUUCCAGGAGCUACUGAGGCUGUUCGAUGAGGUGAUGCAUCUGAGGUCAUCAACGUGCUGCCAGCUCUACAAUAUCUUUCCAAGGAUAAUGAGUUUCCUUCCGGGUCCCCAGCAUGCACUCCUUAGGAUAUGGAUGAAACUGAAAAUGUUUAUUGCUGGUGUGAUUGAAAACCACAUGAGAGACUGGAAUCCUGCAGAAGCAAGAGACUUCAUUGAUGCUUAUCUCCAGGAAAUAGAAAAGCAUAAGGGCAAUGCUGCUUCAUGUUUCCAUGAAGAAAACCUUAUCUACAAUACCCUGGACCUCUUCUUUGCUGGAACAGAGACAACUUCAACCACCUUGCAGUGGGGACUGCUCUACAUGGCCUUGUAUCCUGAAAUCCAAGAAAAAGUCCAAGCUGAGAUUGAUAAGGUGCUUGGCCGAUCUCAGAAACCAAGCAUGGCCGCAGAGUCCAUGCCCUACACCAACGCCAUCAUCCACGAGGUGCUGAGAAUGGGAAACAUCAUCCCUCUGAACGUGCCCCGGGAGGUGGCAGUGGACACCACCCUAGCUGGAUACCACCUGCCCAAGGGCACCAUGGUCACGACCAACCUGACUGUACUGCACAGGGACCCUGCAGAGUGGGCUACCCCUGACACAUUCAAUCCAGAGCAUUUUCUGGAGAAUGGGCAGUUUAAAAAAAGGGAAUCCUUUCUGCCUUUUUCAAUAGGAAAGCAGAUGUGCCUUGGAGAACAGUUGGCCAGGACUGAAUUGUUUAUUUUCUUCACUUCACUUCAGCAAAAAUUUACUUUCAGGCCUCCAGAGAAUGAGAAGCUGAGCCUGAAGUUCAGAAUGAGCAUGACCCUCUCCCCACUCAGCCACCGCCUCUGUGCUGUUCCUAGGGCGUGAUGUUGCAAGGAGGGGGAGGAAAGCUGGAAGAAUGGGCGUGUCCCCCCAAGGCAGGGGCCCUGCUCGGAAAUGAGGGAGCUGCAUCCAGAGCCUCUAGGACAGGUCACAGGAGCUGGACUCAGACGGAACUGGAUCCAAACCCCAGCUUUGUCAUCUUCAGUGGAGCCUUAGGAAAUCAGUUACUUUGUGAGUGAUUUGCCAUUUCAUCUAGGAGAUUUAAUCAAUCUUGAGCACUCUUUGGAAGGACUGAUGCUGAAACUGAAGCUCCAAUACUCUGGCCACCUGAUGCCAACGACUGAUUCAUUGGAAAAGACCCUGGUGCUGGGAAAGAGUCAGGGCAGGAGGAGAAGAGGGCGACAGAGGAUGAGAUGGUUGGAUGGCAUCACCAAUUCAAUGGACAUGAACUUGGGCAAACUCUGGGAGAUGGUGAGGGACAGGUGUAAAGUACAGAGUUAGAGUAGGUGAGGUUCAGAAAAAGAAUGAGACUGGCACUCUACAGGAACAGAUUACCUUUAAUGAGGUGAGAAGGGGCAGCAGUCAGAUUAUCGAGCUGCUGCACUCAUCUAAGAAAAGAGUAAGUAUAUACAGGCAUGUAUGUAGAAAGCCCCCUUAAGGGGACCUGUUCUUCUCCAAGGUUGCUGGGAGUAGUUAUCUCUUAAAACAGCUUGGGCAAGGAGUUCUGGAGAUUGGCCAGAGGCUGGGCCAGCUUGGAGCUGGGUGUAAUCAACCUAAUGUCUAUUUUUCCUUCGGGUGAGAGAGUUCUUUGUUUUGCCUAGAAAGGUGGGGAGGACCUGGAGGGGAGUUUUACUUCCAGGUUACCUUGAGCCAUGCAACUUUCCUUCAUUCCAGGCUUUAAGGAAUAUAUAUAAAAAGAGAAAGAGAUGUGGCCGCCGUUAAUGUUCAGGGCUUCUUCGUGCUGAUAAAUGAGAGUCAGGGGUUUGUAGUCUGGGAGGAAGGAAGUCUAAGUCCCAUAGUGUUGAUUUUUUAUUCUCGCCAUCAGGGUUUCAAGCAAAAGAACAGUCUUGACUUGGUCUCAAGAGAUGGCCCGAAUCCGUUCUUGGAGAAACCUUUGAAAGAGAUUGAAGAGACAGGGUCUAAAUAAAAGGAAUAAAAUGAUAAGUACCAAUGGUCCCAAGAAAGGGAGUAACCAAAGGAGGGCCUGUUGGAACAGGUUUUGGGGAGUGUAAAGGUUUUUUAACUCUUUUUUGCAGUGUUCAAUUCUGCCUCUAAGUUCUUUGACUUUGCCCUGGAGUAUGCCUAUUUCGUUAACAAAAUAGCAGCAGUCUUACCCUAGAAAAAGGCAGGUCCCUCCCUUUUCUGUGGUGAGAAGGUCCAGGGCUCGCCUAUUUUGUUGGGCCACAGAAGCCAAUGAGUUAAUUUGUCUUUGGACUGAAACGAAGGACUCUGCUGCUUGCUCUAUAUCCUCAUUAAGUUCUUGGGACAGUUUGUAGUAAAAAUGGGCUGAGGUUGAGAUGCCCCCGAUGCCAGUGCCUAGGGCUGCUGCUAUGUCAGUCCCAAUCAGGAGGGGCUAUGACAGCUCGUCUUUUUCUGUGGGAAAGUUCCCCUUGGGGGUAGACUAUUUGUUCUACUUCUUUGAGGAAUGUUAGACCUGGGGUCAGGAAGACCAUGAUGCAAGGUCCAAGGGGAUCAAGGGGGAGACAUGAAUAUGCAUAGGUCCCACAGAGAAUGAAGAUUCCUGGAUUGGUGCAAUUAUUUGUGCUGUUCCAAAGAACCCAAGUGGAACAGAAGGAGGGAGCGGAGUUUGUAAGACCAGUGUAGUUGGGACAAGAGUAGUUGAUACAGGUUAGGUUUGAAGAGGCUGAGAGUCGGACAUUGUCAGAGACUGGCCCAAUGAGUUGUGUGGUUUUUUUGUUGGGAAGGAGAGAUAUAGUUGUUCUGUGACAGCCAGGUUGAGGAUAAGGGAAUUGCUAUGUGCGGUGAGGGAGACAGUGACAUGUAUAUCCAACACUGGGAUGUUUGUUGUGUGUACAGAAGAAUUGGAAAGAAGAGUUGAGAAGGCAGGUAAGGUGUUGGUUACCAGAGGGAGGUUUUAGGAGAGGCCGUAAUUGGGAAAGGAGGUCGAGGCGUUUAUAAGGCUCAGGGGUCACCUGUAACUGGGAAAUUAAGUUGUUUAUAACUUGUUUUUUUUUCUUUUCUUUUCUUUUUUUAUUUUGAUCUAGUAUCCCACCCCCGUCUGAGUACCCCCAGUGGGUAAUGGGAUAGAAACAUAUGUUUUUUUUCCAUUUGGCUUAUGGCAGGUACUCACGAAACUUCCUCUCUUUUGUACUUUAACAGUGAAUAGGAUAUUGGACUGUCUCCCCCCGAGGUUCAUGGUGCAUGGUCUUGGAGCCCUAUUAUAACAUGAGGAAUGAACACAGGAAUAAAUGUCUAAGCAGGGGCAGGGACUAGCCAGAAGGCUGGGAAGCACAGCAAGGAUAAGGAACAGAGAAGCCAUGAUUCUGUUAGUUAGGCAGUGCAGAGGAAAUAAUACCCUAUGAGUAGAACACAGCUAACAAUGUAGGCGAUACCAACAGAAAGACGAAGGAUAAGUGACCAGUCCUGAGGGGAGAUAGUUAUUAGGCCUAUAGCAAGGACUAAGAUUAAGAGUGCAGUUAUAGUGAAAGAGACGGGAAGAGGCCAGUCAGGGCGAGGGGCAGAAGGUCCCAAGUUGGUGGUUGCUUGAAUCUGAGGAGGAACAGUGUUCAUUAGGAUGUAGAAUGAUGUAGAGAAUGAGAGUAAAGAAAUCAGUUUCUUCUGGAGUCAGGUUGUAGAAGGUUCCCUGAAGUCACAGUUGAGAUACUAGCACGGUCAGGUCUUCGAAGGAGGUUCCUGUCAGGGCACUGGUCCAGAGGUCUUGUAGUAGUUGGGUCAGGAACAGCUGUAGGUUAAAGAGUGUCCAGGUUAUUCAGUGUAUUCUUGGAUGGUUGACAGAGGUUGUUGCCGGGUGAUUUUUAAGGAGGUAGGUCCAGUGAGAGAGACCUGAGAGGGGUCAGUUAAGGAGGGCAGCACAGGAUCAGAAGUGACCUAUUUUAGGUGAGAGAGGUUUACCCAGGAGGUGACUCCAGUGGGUAAUGGGAUAGAAAUAUAUGGGGCUUUUGUGUUUUUUUUUUUGGCAAAGGCAGUUUAAUGUCUUAAGAAACUUGUAUCAUGCACAAAACUCUCUUCUACUUGCUGCUGCUGCUGCUAAGUCGCUUCAGUCGUGUCCGACUCUGUGCAACUCCACAGAUGGCAGCCCACCAGGCUCCCCCGUCCCUGGGAUUCUCCAGGCAAGAACACUGGAGUGGGUUGCCAUUUCCUUCUACUUGCCACAAACCUUUUUUACACUUUCUGUAUUCAUCACUUUAUUUGUCCAUUCAUAGAACAGCCAAUCUAUAAGCCAUACUUCCUUUUUCUCUUAAUAAAAUGUAAUUCUAUUUCUUAUA
Molecule: messenger RNA, 5146 nt
Organism: Bubalus bubalis (water buffalo)
Lineage: Eukaryota; Metazoa; Chordata; Mammalia; Artiodactyla; Bovidae
Product: cytochrome P450 2J2-like
Biological process (GO): xenobiotic metabolic process
Cellular component (GO): intracellular membrane-bounded organelle; cytoplasm
Molecular function (GO): heme binding; oxidoreductase activity, acting on paired donors, with incorporation or reduction of molecular oxygen, reduced flavin or flavoprotein as one donor, and incorporation of one atom of oxygen; iron ion binding
Source: RefSeq, a predicted model, not a curated record